UGACGAAGAGGUCCUUCGAGCGUCCCCGUUGCAUAGGAACGGGAUCUGCGGCGACAUGCAGCAGCUACAAACUUUUAGCAUCUUUUCAGCUCGAUGAGCGGGAGACAACAGCCACAUUGUCCCCGGGACAGACAGAAAUAAGACACACAGGACAGGCGGUGACAUCUGGAUCCUGAGCUAACAGGUGCUAUCAACGUUAACUCAGCGUUAGCCGACUGUUACCCGAGGUUAGCAGCCGUCAGCUCGUUCAGCGCGUUAAACAUAGAAAUAUAAUCAAUGAUUGAUCGAUCAUUAAUCUCGGUUUCACGUAGCAUCAGUGUCGUCGAUGUGAGAGCCCGACGAAUGACGUGAAAUGAGCGACAUCACGCCGAAACCACGCCGAUGUUGACCUCAGCUAACCGAUGCUAGCUCCCACAGGAGCUUAGACCUUUUUCUUUUAAUUCAGGUGUUGAUCAUUCCCGGUUUGAAGCAAUAGAAAGUUUUUAAAAAAGAGAGGAAAUGGCUGGCGACGCUACCAACAUCCCUGAACUGGACCAGAAGAAGUACGACGCAGACGAAGAAGUGAAGAUCAUCUGUCUGGGAGACAGCGCGGUUGGUAAAUCCAAGCUGAUGGAGAGGUUUCUCAUGGACGAAUAUCGUCCCCAGCAGUUAUCAACCUACGCUUUGACUCUCUACAAACACACAGCCACUGUAGGAAACAAGACCGUAGCUGUCGAUUUCUGGGACACUGCUGGCCAGGAGAGAUUUCAGAGCAUGCAUCCCUCAUAUUACCACAAAGCACAUGCAUGUAUCAUGGUUUUUGAUGUUCAAAGGAAGAUCACGUAUAAGAAUCUGGCCAACUGGUACAGGGAGCUGAGAGAGUACAGACCAGAGAUACCCUGUUGUGUCGUUGCCAACAAAAUUGAUGCUGAUUUGAAGGUGACACAGAGGAGUUUUAACUUCGGGAAGAAGCAAGGACUCCCAUUUUACUUUGUGUCAGCAGCUGAUGGGACUAAUGUAGUUAAGAUGUUCAGAGAGAUGAUCAAGAGAGCAGUGGAUUACAAGCAGAACCCCAGUGACUUCAUGGAUGAAGUGAUGCAAGAAUUAGAGAACUUUGACUUGGAGAAGAAGGAAGAUACUUCAGAAGCAGACGAGGACGGAUUGAAAGCAGAGAGUCCUGAGUUGGUCUCAUAGAUGUUUACAGAUCCUCCAAACCCUCUUUUUGUCUCAUGGAUAAUUUAUCCUCCUCUGGGGUUGAUGCUGUGAAUAGAUGAUGCUUUUAGUCAAAAUGACAGAGGUCUGACUCUCUGUGACGAACACCAUCAACAGGCACAUUGUUUGUGCCAACGUGAUUUUGGUGGCCUGCUUCGUAACUCGAGCACUGGAGCUGGGCAGACAUUCUUUUAGUCAGGGUUUCUCAGUCACUGCUCUCCAUCUGUCCGGUGACAUUUGCAGGGAAAUUAACCUGGUGGAAAAAUUAGGAAUUGUGUUGUGUACCAGGUUCAUUUAUUUUAGCAUUGACGUUCAUACUUUGACUAACAAUAUCUACUAUAAAAAUAGUAGAACAUCCUACAAGACUGAAUGUUGUGUUUAUUUUGUGUCAUGUAACAAGAAUGUGAAACGUUGAAAAGUAACUUGCACAGAACAAAGAGAACGUGUGAUUAUAAAUGGUAUUUGCUGCUGUUCUCGAUGUUUGUGUGUAGUGUUGUGUGCAGUGCCAGUGGGGAGCUGCAUCUGUUGGCUGCUUUUGUUUAUGAUGUAAGAGUCUGUUUUUCAGCGCCCUUUAAAUGAAAAUUUAAUGUACCGUGUAAACAAAUUACUAUGUGUCUCUUUUUUUCGCUGUGAUCCAGCAGCAGGGACAAGAGGACUGAGUCAUCAUCUUUGGCAAAAUAUGAGAUGCAACCGCCAAUCAUGUUUGAGUAGAUGUCAGCUGUAUUGGGCUCGGCCAGCUGUGUCCUUUGUGGGGGGUUUGAGAUGGUUGUGUGUACAUUCAUUCAUUUAGACAGCAACGAUGAAUGAACUUUUAAUCCUGGCAGAUUGUGAUGCUCAUUGUAACACCAAUUAUUUCUAUAUGAUGAUAAUUCUGUACACAAACCAUGUAAAUGUAUUUUCUAUUUAUAUUUGACUGUAACUCAUAAUAAAUCACACUGAAACAUAAUUUUAGCACCGAGACACUGAAUCAGCAGGAACAAGACUGUGAUGAAGUUUAUGUUUUAAUUAUAAAUUUAUUACAUAAUAUAACAAACAUAUAUCUCUGUGGUGGAGAUAUCCUGGGCAACAUCUCAGAUCUUGCCUCAACCUUCACUAUCACCCUUACUCCGUUUGCAUGAAGAAUACUAGGUAGCUUCUGGUUAACUUUGAUUUCGACUUGGAGCUUUGACGUAUUAAAAUGAACGGGGUUGCUGUCCAGAAGUCACAGAUGAUGAUUGCCCGCUCACUGGAUGGAUGCUGAGAAGGGGUAGUUCACCCGUGAGACAAGGCUGAGGCGUUGCAGUGAUACGUCCACCAUUCUAAACUUCACAGUGCAAACAAGGAGAAAACCAACAAUGAAAGAAAAAACCCUUUGAUGAUAAGAUCACUGGUUCUAGUGGGUGACCAGACCCCAGUGGGUUUUUAAAAAGGUUACACUGCUCCCCCUACACUAUGUAGAUUGUGCUUUGUUGAUUAGAAAAUAAGACAAAGAUAACCCUUCACUGAACUUAUUUGACCUAAUGAUGUGUAAGUCUGUUACACGUUGCUCUGUAGCAUCAUUUUGCAUCGGUAUUUGUGGUAAACUUACACAACCAUCUGGACCAGGUAUUCACUACAGCAUUGUUUCUUCUAACCAGGCCAGCCUGUAUGAGACUAUACACGUUCACCUCUAAGUGUUAAUAUUUAUAUGGGAACAGUAGGCCAAGCUGCAUAAUAACCAUCACAGUAAAAUCAAGCAGUUGUGAUUCUUUGUCUUAAAAUUUAAAUAUAAAUGUUAAUGCAAAGCUCACAGGUAGAUAUACACAGGCUAUACAUACAUAUAUAUGUACAUAUACAUAUAUAUAUAGCCUGCAUCUUUACAAAAUAAUAACAAUGACUGCAUUUCCACCUGUAGGAAAUACAGAAGGAUCUAACAAAUGUCUGUAGUUCUCAAGAUUUCCAGGAGAUGGCACCAUAUUAUUGAGUCUAACAGCUCAAGAAUGCUGUAACUAAGAUAGUCCUAAAGCAAAGACAAAUAUACAGUUAAAAGUUAAGUUAUUUUUUGGCACAUUUUUCCUUUGUGUUGUUUGUUCCUCACUGGAUCACCUCAUAUAGCAUAUCCCAAAACUCAGAAACUGAAGGUCUGAAAAAGGAAAAAGGAGUGUUGCCAGACAGAGUGGAGGGUAAAGCGCAAAUGCCAUCUGGGAAUGGGUGUACAAAACAGUGACACUGCAUAAGCUGUGCCUACACAGUUACAAGGUGAGUUGACUUGCUAUAUAAAACGUAACAAUGUGGUCGUUCAAUACCCUGUGGUAAUCUAUCUCUCUGCUCAUCUGUCUAUCCCUCUUGGGCAGAGCGGUCCACUAUCCGAAGACGUCACAUGGUACAAAACCAGAAUGCAGAACAAUAAUCUGGAUCAGAAGAUGGAUGUGUGCGUUUUUUCUGUAUGUCUGUGUAUAUACUUUGUGUGUGAGUGUGUGUGUGUGUGUUUAUGUGCGUGUUUGUGUGAGACACAGCCACUGUCGGGAAUCUCUGAUGGUAAUACAGUAAGGCUAUAGUGGACAAACUCUAAAGAUGUAACCCCUAACAAUCAACCAUACACACACUGUCACGUGUAUUCUCAUUGUCUCUCUCUCUCUCUC
This is a messenger RNA of Larimichthys crocea (large yellow croaker), 3791 nucleotides long. RefSeq names its product RAB, member of RAS oncogene family-like 2 (gene rabl2). Lineage: Eukaryota; Metazoa; Chordata; Actinopteri; Sciaenidae. The coding region runs from base 499 to 1173 and encodes 224 amino acids. Gene Ontology annotation, molecular function: GTP binding; GTPase activity. The record is from RefSeq and is a predicted model, not a curated record. The transcript has 8 exons.